This is a messenger RNA of Rhagoletis pomonella (apple maggot), 1602 nucleotides long. RefSeq names its product zinc finger BED domain-containing protein 1-like. The transcript has 2 exons. The record is from RefSeq and is a predicted model, not a curated record. NCBI's taxonomy places the organism in Eukaryota, Metazoa, Arthropoda, Insecta, Diptera, Tephritidae. Gene Ontology annotation, molecular function: DNA binding. The annotation marks the transcript as partial.
AUGGAGAAACACCUUGAAAGAACAUCAAAGGAAAACUGCGAGGCUGAGUCCUCAAAACGUAAGCGGGAAGGCUCCAUAGUUUGGCAGCAUUUCGAGAAAACCAACGACAGGACAAAGGCGAUAUGCACUUACUGCGGAAAAAUUUUAAAAACGGCAGCCCACACGACUAACCUCACGGACCAUUUAAAACGCAUACAUCCCAAUCGCCUCACUGCAGAGAAACUUCCUGUAUCAACAAAGUUGGAUGCAUUUUUACUUCGUGAUGUGCAGUACCCAGCUGAUUCUAAGCGUAAGGAAGAACUGGACAAACAUGUAAUGCGUGUGAUUGCACUAGACGUGCAACCAUUUAGUAUUGUGAAUGAUACAGGAUUCCGUGCAUUGAUGCAUAAAAUGGAUCCCCGAUACAAAUUACCAUCCAAAACAUACCUUCGAGAUGUAUCGCUUCCCAAAGUUUACGAGUCUUUAAAAGGCCAACUACAGUCAGCCUUAGAAUGUGUGGAGUAUGUGGCAAUCACAACAGACGGUUGGACCUCCAAGGCGAACGAGAGCUAUUUGACCAUAACCUGCCAUUUUAUUAAUACGGAAUUCCAGCUAAAUUCAGCAGUUUUGUCAACAUCGACCCUUUCAACGUCCACUAACCACACUGCUGCGAAUAUUGCAGACUCAAUUCGCGUGGUUUUGACGGAGUGGGGUCUGAUGGGAAAAGUGGUUUCUAUAGUGACCGACAACGACAGCACCAUGAAGAAAGCGUGCGAGCUUCUGGAGGUUAAGCAUUUUCCAUGUUUCGCGCACACUGUCAACUUGCUAGUUCAAGAUGUCCUAAAACUUGAAAUUCUUGGACCUAUUUUGACUAAAUGUAAAUCUAUUGUUUCCUUCAUGAAACGCAGCACUACUGCAAUGGCUAAAUUUAAGCAGGCCCAAAAUAUUGAAAGCCCGCUUGGCCUGAUUCAGGAAGUGUCAACUCGAUGGAACAGUGCCUUUCAAAUAAUAAAAAGGCUUUUAGAAACGAUGCAAGCAUUGUCAUCUGUCUUGUUGUGUACGCCUAAGGCUCCAGUGCCAUUUUCCGCCGAGGAAAUCGAUAUUUUAAACGAACUAACGGAACUUCUUUCUCCGUUCCAAGAUGCAACUAUAGCCACUUCCGGCAGCAAGAAUGCGACAAUUUCUCUCGUUAUUCCCCUAACACGCGAGCUUCAUCAAAAACUGCAAAAUUUGAGACCUAAUCUUAAAACUGCAGAAGUUGUCUGUGCCUUCGAAACUUUAAGUAGCCGUUUAAAUGAUAGAUUCGCCCACUACGAAACACGCACUGUUCCCCGAAUAACAACCCUGAUUGAUCCUAGAUUUAAAAAGGAUGGUUUUAAAUCGUCUUCAAAUGCAGAUCAGGCAGUUAAGGCUUUGGAGCAGGAGAUAUACACCGCUUUGCCAAGUACUUCACGGGAGCAGCCAACACCACCCGAACCUUCGCAGAAACCACAUUUUUCUUUUCUGCAAAAUAAAAUUAAGGCAAAAGUUAAAUCUUCUCGAGCGGAUGCGAUUAUAAUCCUGCGACAGCAUCUGGAAAAUAUAAAUGAACCGGAGGAAUGUGAUCCUCUCUCAUUCUGGAAG